Molecule: messenger RNA, 1501 nt
Organism: Aaosphaeria arxii CBS 175.79
Lineage: Eukaryota; Fungi; Ascomycota; Dothideomycetes; Pleosporales
Exons: 3
Coding region: 365-1285 (306 amino acids)
Source: RefSeq, a predicted model, not a curated record
CACCGAGCCAGCGCCAAUUACGGCCGUUGCCCUUAUGGAAAUGCAAAAUCAAGCAUGUCAGGUUAAUAACCCGUCCUUCGCUAAGCCCGCGCCGGCCCCCAUUUGGCCCAGUUCUUCCGCUUCUUAACGCAACGCAAACCUUGCACAACAGCGUCGUGCAAGGUACUUGGCCUAUCAAUCGUCCUUGAGGGUGAUACUGCUGGUACGACCCGAUACCAAACUCGGGGUUUGGUGCUUGGGUCAGCCCCUCGUCCUAGGAACGUGCUUGCAAUCAGUCUUGUCCCCAGACUCUAAUAAAAGAGCAGCCGUCGACGCGGUCUCCUCGCCUGCUUUUGCGUCUUCCAUACCACUGUCAGCGACCAAAAUGGUAAAUCCACUUCGAUUGUCGGCGCUUCUGUUUGCGGGAAACGCUUUCGCCGCGUACAGUGAACUCUUCUUCGCGACAGAGGAGUCUGAUUGGAAAUGCCCAAGGCUGUCUUUCAAGUGCAUAGCACCAUCAAUAUGCGCGCACGAAGGCUUACUCGACAAAUAUUAUUGCUGCGCGCCAGAAGAUGAUGCGGUCUGCUGGACAGGCUCAGAAAGCUGCAAAGGUUCCGAUGGGGGACCAAGUUCGACUCAAUUAGGUUGUGGAUCAGACAAUGGCUACUGCUGUUUGAGCGGAAGGGAAGAGUGCACACAACGACGCAAUCAAAUCAACAUCUGCUGGGCAACACCUCCGAAUCCGAUGGCUGGCAUUGGCCCCACAAGAGUCAACGAAACAUAUUCCUCUCUUCUGUCUGCAAGUCCAUCGGCUAGUACAUUGGCUUUCAAAGCAGAAGUUUUCCAGUCGAGCAGUACUUCCACGCCUGUUGCCACCCCAAGCGCAGCUACAGAACCGACGAUCUCCACAUCCACCCAGGUGGCCGCCACAACCCAGGCCAAUACUGCAACCUCGUCGACAAUUCAACCCGAGUCAUCUUCCUCCUCUUCCGGUAUUUCUGGAGGUGCGAUCGCUGGCAUAGUAGUCGGAGUGAUUGGUGGUCUCGCGCUCAUCGGAGCUGGCGCAUUCUUUCUCUUCAAGAGAAAGAAGAAUGAUGCAGGCAUUGAGUUGGACGGCAACCCGUAUAACAGCAACGCUUAUGCACACAUUGGCCCCCCACAAGAGAAAUAUUCUAGCAACGCAGCACACGAAGUCCAUUCCCCGGUUCAAAGCUUUCCGCCUGUGGAAAUGGAUGGCUCCGGAUAUAAGCCAAUAGAAAUGGAGGGAAGCAAUCCUCCAGCAAGACAGCAGGGGACAGGAAACUAAAGAGGAGGUAAUAUGAAUUGCGGUUGGAUAUUUCGGCCUGAUGAAGCUUCGGCGCGAUAGUCAUGAUAUCUUCACAUUUUGCGCUGUGUAGUCGCUAUUUUCUUUAACAAUUUUUGGUUAAGAAUUCCCUCAUGAGUUUCAAUCAUGGCGCCACUCCAGAGACAGUAGAUCUAUCCGGAAGAAUAAUAAAAUUAAAAUUAUCAGAUAAGCCAACGC